Molecule: messenger RNA, 1418 nt
Organism: Zychaea mexicana
Lineage: Eukaryota; Fungi; Mucoromycota; Mucoromycetes; Mucorales; Lichtheimiaceae
Exons: 6
Coding region: 102-962 (286 amino acids)
Molecular function (GO): protein binding
Source: RefSeq, a predicted model, not a curated record
UCUUUCUUUUUCUCUUUUCUUCAUCUUGUUCACCUCUUCUCUGUUGUUAUUAAACAACCCUCUUUCCCUUCCUUUUUACAUAUAAUCCCUUUCCAUUCCUUAUGAACUACAACUUGUCGCACGUUACGACCAAUCCCAUGGUGCUGUGUUCUGCCGUACUAGCUUCUAUUGGCUGGUUGGUUACUUUUAUUGCAGCAUGCGUGACACGUCUUCAUGGUGCAAGCUGGUGGAUCAUUGUCUACGAACUCGGUCUGAUCAUUGUUAUCUAUGUGGUCCUUACCAAGUCAUUAUUCGCCCAGUAUCAAUUGACGCUACUUGUACUGCUGGCAAUUAGUAUCGCCAUGCUCACGCAGCUUAUUGAAAUGUUCAUCAACCGCACGGAUCAAGCGUCUCAAGCAGGUGCUGCUGGAUCAUGUAUCCUAGUUAUCAUGCAGUACGUGUGGGUGUUUAUCUUUGGCAGCUCUGAAGAAUCGGCCAUCCAUCGCUCGAUCUACGGCUUGCACAACACUUCAGCUCCUAUGGUGACUCAGGCGCAAUUCUCGAGUGACUCACACCGCACUGGAUCAUUACGUAGUAUGGGUACAGCAUCUUCUUAUCGCCGUCAAAACAAUAAUCACAACGGGUAUCCAUUGGAAAAGCAACAACAGCCCUCAAAGCAAAGCGCAGUAUCAUCGACCAACCCGCCUGCUUUCACUUCCGAUGGACCGCUUGUUGUCAACAAUCAAAAUGCUGCUAGUGCUUCCAUCAUCACAACAGAAUCUGAUGCAAUGCCUGCUCCAGAACUGAAAAAGAACGAAGCAAAGGCACUACAUGCAUAUCGUGCUAACGCCGAAGAUCCCAACGAGCUUUCCUUUGAGAAAAACGAGAUUCUCGAGAUUAUAGACAAGCGUGGUAACUGGUGGCAGGCAAAAAAGAAAGACGGCUCCCUUGGUAUUGUGCCAAGCAAUUACUUUGCUGCAUAGGGAUUUGACAAGCAUAGCACAACAAGGAAGCCGAGAAAAAAGCAAAGAGGAAGCGCGCCUCCUUCUUGUGCUUUCUCCUUGUUUGAAAAUCUUACUCUCAAUCCCCCUUCACCACUUGAUCAAUAAUUGUAACCGAGUUCCUAUCUUACUUUCUUUCUAUUAUCUUUGACUCUCCUUAUCUUAUUAACAACGCGCAAGAGGGAGAGGAGGGAAGGAAGGAGGAAAUCAAAAAUGCUUCUUCUCCGCUCACCUUUUCCUCCUGUUCCUCGUCACCCGCUGCUCUACAUCAUUUGAUACCAUACCGCAUUUCAUAUAUCCGUCGUCGUCAUCAUCAUAAUAUCUCAUACUACUAUCACAAACACAUUCAAAACUAGUAUCAUUACGUAUCUUGGGCGUAGCACUGGUUUACUACGCCAAAGUGAGAAUGGAAAGCUAGCUUCCCACAAACUAAAACAG